This is a messenger RNA of Porites evermanni, 10873 nucleotides long. Lineage: Eukaryota; Metazoa; Cnidaria; Anthozoa; Scleractinia; Poritidae. The record is from the annotation of a GenBank genome assembly.
AUGGCUGCAAAAGAAAUCGCGGUUGUUUUUGUUAUUGUAUCCACUAUUUCUCCAAGCCUUGGCGACAAUGUGAUUUCACUCACAGAUGUGGAUUUCGACGACAGGGUGUUCAGCUCGUCCACGCAUUUUGUAAUGUUCUAUGGACCUUGGUAAGUGGCAUGGAAGGUGGAAUAUUGAUACCUAGCUCUUGAAACAUUAAUCUGAUGCGAUCUACGACACACACCUGAAGUAGUUCUGUCCUGGGACAAAUUCAACAUUAAACUUGUUACACUUGUAAAUUACAAGUGCAGCAUUUUUUAGCCACGCUUUUAGAAAUUGCUCUCCUUAAAGUUUUUCAGGUGUAGAAAUAAGCCCUUGGCUUACUGAUUUUUGAGAAUUUAGCCUUCAAGUUUUUUUGCUAUUAAAGUUCAAUAUCUUGAAAAUCUUUAGUUUAUCGGACUUGGAUUUUGCUCUCGUAUACCAGCACAGAAACCCUGGAAUGAACAACUCCUAUUGGAACUCAAGUCACUUGCUGUGAUGUUUUAAUCUAGCUCGUCACCUUUUUCUUGGUGAAAUAAUGCCUGACAAAGCCCUAAUAAGGUUCAUUGCGGAAGGGGUGCUGCUGAAAAAAUUAGGUCCUGGUGUUGUGCAGUAUAGUUUUAAACUAUUAUCCAACCACGUCUCCAGGGUUCUUUCCUUCUCUCACCUCUUUCAGGUCCUCUAAGGAGAAGGAGGGGGAGGAGGGUGCUGUCCCUUCUGUCUGAAUGUAAAAUAUGGUCGUUUCACAUUUUGAGGAGUAGUCCAUGUCCUUGUCAGUGUUUUACUUGUCUUAAGGUCACUUGUUGCCAUUUCAUCUAGUCUCUAGCCUGUGGGGAGCAGACACUUUUUUCGGCUCUUGUUUCACCUGCCAAAAAAUUUGCAGAAAAAACAUCUGCUCCCCGCAGGCUGUCUAGUCUUAUGUUGCUGUUUCAAGGCCAUGUUGCUUGUGGGUAUUUUACCCUAACAGGGUUCUCAUCCCUACUCAUCCCUCUCUUGCUCCGUAGGGACAAGUAAGAGAGAACGCUAGAAAGAGGUUGACUAUUAGCUCAUUUCAGCCAAAAAAUGUGUUAUAUUUGCCCACCCAAUUUCAGACCAGUCUCUCACAAGUGAUAGCUCCCUGUUCAUAGCCAUUGGCAUCUGAGUCGCCUUCAGUUGACUAUCUAGUUAGAUAAGAAAAAUUCACUUGGGGGGACAGAAAGCGAAAAACCUGAGCGAAGGGUGCACUUAUCAUCCCUAGCUAACACUCCCUCUGACUGCACUUCUCUUCUUAACAAUAGGAGACUUAGGGCCUAUCUGCAUUAGCAAAAAAGCUGUUUAGUUAGACAAAUUGUUUUGUCAUCACCAAUGCUUAACAAAUGUAAAUUGUUUGUCUCAAUUUUACAAAUUUUGUCUCAGACAGGAAAUCUUCAAAGGCAUCGUGGGCAAAAUUUAUCCUGUUUAAAACUGAACAAAAUCGAGUAAAUAAACAAGAAUUGUUUUUCUUGUCGAUCAUUUGUUGUAAAGCCGUUAUUUUUUCCAUUAACAAAUAAAGUCCCAUCAAAUCAAAUGGCCCGAUAAGAGUAAAUAGUUUCCUGUGCAGAUAAAUUUCUUCGAAACAAAAAUUGGCACCAUAUACUUUUUCGGUUUAGAUGUUCCAAAGACCAUUCCGAUUUUGUCUGCUAGUGUGGAAAGGCCCUUGGAGACAACUGGGGAUGAGUCAGCCUUUGCAUACAGAGCCCCCUGCCUGCUGGUGGGUCACGGCAUCCUGUCAGUAGGAAAUAGUUUUGGUUAUUAACUUAUUGAGGCAAAACAUUUUGAUGAUGACCUCAUGGAGUUAUUCUGUUUUUCCUUUGUUUUGCGCACAAAAUGUAGGUGUGAGCACUGUAAAAAUUUCAUGCCAACAUGGAAUUUGUUAGCUGACCACUAUGGGAAAAUUCCACAUAAUGAGCUUGUAACAAUAGCUAAGGUACAGUGUACUUGAAGUUAAAUACAUAACCUUUUGGUGACUUCUGUAAAACUCGGAAAACUGUGAAUACCAAAAAUAUUUCUGGAAUGUUAUUGUGUUGCGAGGAAAAAGUCAAUCAAGGGUAAGAAAACCAAACGUCAAACAGCAACCUUAAUUUAGUUUGUGGCUUUGUGGCUUGCGUGCAUGUUCUGAUCUUUGAUGUGAUUGGUCAAAACACAAUCGUUUCUGAAAUAUUUCAGCUGGUUUUCACAGCUUUUUGAGUGUAACAGAAAUCUUGUAAAAGUCCUGGAAACAAGUAGCUCUAAGAAUUUAAACAGAAUUACCAGCUCCUAGUUGUAUAAUUUUGUGGUUCAAUUUUAUCCUUGGCUCGAUUUCUAAUUAGGCUAGGUUUUGGGUAUGGUAAUCUAUUAAUAAUUAAUAAUUUAUUACUUCAAAAAAGAGGACAAAGUAUUUAUUGCUGCGGAGCGACCGAAGGGAGCGAGCAGCAACAUAAUCAGGAUUUAAAGGAAAUAUAUAAGGGGCGACGAAUUCUCGAAUUCAUCACUUUUUACCACAAUGCAUUGCAUUUAACCACACUUUUUACCACAAUGCAUUGCAUUUAACCAGAGUGCAUUGCGCCACGAACAACUCAAAUAAAAACACGGGGAAGUUCGGUGGGUGAGAGAGUGCAUCGUUCGCUGCUCAGACUUAGAGUAUUCUUUGUGGCAAAUUUUCUACAGCACGGUUAGAGGUCUUACCAAAUUUUAAGACACGCAGGAGCCUUUCAGAUGAGUACAAUGGUUAACUUGGGGAUUGGAUUUCAAUUCAAGAGCCUAUGACUCGUCCAGGUGUUAAACCUGACGAGAAGAUGAGCAUUUGCUCUUCGACUCCACAACACGGGGGAUAUACAAAUUCCAGUUUGCUAGAAGGUGAUGUGAAAGUGAGAAAAUGUCAUGCAGUGCUAUUCUUAAGAAACUGUAUGAGCCGAAAAUGGAUGUGAUUUUGACCAUUCGCUUCAAAAUAACAGCGGAAAUCGAGAUAACAAAACAUAUGUUUUGUGUCCUACUUUGCAGACGAGGACAUGUAUCGGCGUUUUGAAAAGCAUAAUUAUGUUCUUUCAUUCAUUCAUUCAUUGCCAUGGAAUAUGCGUGUACGUUGUUUUUUCACUGUUAAUAGCUCGGUUAAUGCGGCUGGCGAUCAUCGUGCUGGCAGAAGUUUCAUGGAAAAGGAAUAAAAUAAAAGACUUUUCCUCAAAAUUACGUAAUCAGCCUCUGUGGUGUAGUGGUCAGGUGUAGUCACGUCAAGCCGAAAGUGCAGGGUUCGAGUCCUACCGAAUUCUUAACCACUUUUUUCUUUUUUUUUUCCGUUUUUUGUGUUGUUGUUUUCUAUAAAUAUAUAGCUAAAUAACUCUUUCUUAAUAAAGUGCAACAAACAGCAAGAAAAGUAUUGUGUUUCCAGAGAAAAUUAAUAUUGUGCACCGCAUAUUAAAUAUAUGGAUAAACAAUCUGAAUUUCUAUUAUUUCCUACAAUUUACUGUGGGAAAACCAGAGUUGAUAACCACUUGAUCAUUUUCUAAACAACUUUCCCACGAGUUCUUUUUAUAGACUGAUAGUAAUUAUUCUAGUACUUUCCAACAUGUAAAUAGGACAUUCAAUGUCAUUUUUGAUUCUUAUAAGCUCACUGCCUAACUAAUGCCAGUAUCAACAGAAUGUGCCGCAGCAUUACUAUCUUUUAGAUACCCUAGUUUUAUUUACAUGUAGACAUUGAACCACAACAUGUACAUUAGUUAUUGUAUUCAAAUCCGUUGGUACAUUUUCUCCUCAGGUGGAUUGUACAAAAGAGACUCCUCUCUGUGCAAAACAAAAUAUUCGAGCAUAUCCAACGUAAGUUGUAAGCAAUACUUAACAUAACUCUACUGAAAGCUCUGCUAGACAAAUAUGUACAAAAUGUUAAAGUGUGUGUUAGCCCUUUCAUAGAAAACCCUUGGCUGGCCCAUAUAAUGUAAAGAGUGUUUGAGUGUUGCCUGUUUUGUUUCUUUUCAAAGGUUAAAGCUGUAUUAUGAUCAAGGUGAAAUCAAGAGAUAUAAUGGCAAAAGACGUAUGAAUGAUCUUAAAGCUUUUGUUGACAAAUUUGCUGGGACAUCUGAGGUACACGUGCACUGUGCAUAUCCGUACUCAUAUAAUUGCAGGGGCAGAUCCAGGAGUUUUUGAUGAGGUGAAAUGAUACCAAUUGGACAUCAAACUAUACGUUAAUUUAUUUUAAGUUGUCCUACGUUUUUCCUAAAACAUGGUGAUUUAGGAAGGACGAAGGCUGUUUGACUUCACAAGGUUUUUGGGACCUACGUAUUUCCGUUUGCUUUUCUCUGUUCUUAAGGGGGCUUGCUAGCCACCCAAUCCACCUCCCCUGAAUCCGCUCCUGAAUUGUAUAGGUAGACAUCCUCUUGCCAUGGAGAAACGGCUUGUUUUCCCUCAGAAUAACAUAUCUGAUCAUGAUCUUUUUUAUCUACAUCUGUACCAGAAGGAGAGUGAGUCAGCAGACACAGCUGAAGCAGACAAUGGCCUGUACACACUGACUUCAGAGAACUUUGACAAACAUGUGGAAAUUGGACUACAUUUUAUAAAGUUCUAUGCACCUUGGUUUGUACAGUCAAGAAUAAAGAAUACUUUAGUUUUGCUUUCCUCUUUGCUUUGCUCUCUUUUUGCAUCAAUUCAGUGAUUUUUUUUCUUGACUGUCUUUUUUUAUCAGGUGUAGCCACUGUCGCAAGCUUGCACCCACAUGGAAGGCAUUGGCUGAAUAUCACAAAGACAAUAUGGACAUCACAAUUGCUAAGGUGCAGUAAAGUAACGCAGUUAUGUCUAUUUAUUUAUUUAUUUUAUUUUAUUUAUAUGUUAUAAUUCACAAAGGUUUCCCAUUACUAUGAAUGUGCAAAAAAAAAAGCAUGAUAAAGUAAAAUGAUGUAUAAAAUCAAUGGAGGAGAUUAAAAAAAUUAGUAACAGCAGAUUUAAACGCGUCCACGGAAGGCUGAUCUAAUAAAAAGGAAGGUAAAGUGUUCUGUUACAAAACAUGGAUUAGAAGGCGGGGAAUUGCUCUGCUAGAAAGUCUUUUGGUGUUUUUUUUUUACUAUGAAAGUAUCCUGGAAUCAGGCAUAUAAUACCGGAAUAUCUUUGGCCCCUGGCUCUCAGUGACCGGUCACCUCAUGUUUUAUUUUGGUAUAAAACCCACUUUUGCCAUCUGCGUUCUUGGUUUAUUAUUUUUGAUUUCUUACUUCAACUUUUUACAUAAUCACCCAUAAUUAUAGCCAGGUCGCUAGAUAUUCUACCAAUUUCUUCUUUUUAUCACCGUAAGAAAUACAAAGGAGCAACCUUGAGGGGGAAGGCAUAGUUUGGAGGGUAAUUAAUUACAGCUGUAUAUGAUUGGUUAAUCGUAUUUUAUUUUCCCUUUGCUUCUAGGUAAUUUGGUUUCCAGUCUUAUCCAAUCGAGUAUCGUGACACGCACACGAAAUAAUUACUGUGGGCUGGCCAAUACUAAGGAGCGCAGACAUUGAAAUGAACUAGCCUGAAUUUCAUCCGAUUAUUUCGAGUCGUUAUUGCUCCCUCAGUAACGUCGUUGUUGAGAGGAGAAAACGACUCGAAGCAAUCGGAUGAAUUUCAGGCUACAAAUGAACCAGUCAAAUUCAAGAUAGAUAGCCCUCGCCAAGCGCGGGAAAACGCUUAUCAGCGAGUUAUGUUUUUUUUGGAUAAAUUCUGAUUAACUAAGAAAGGGUCGUAGGAGUAGCAACGCAAACUGUGCACACGUUUAACCACUUUUUUUAAAUUUAUUUUUUUUGUGUAUUCUUCUUUCUUACAGAUUGAUUGCACAACUGAAGGGAAAAAGUGCACAGAACAUAAGAUUCAUGCGUUUCCUUCACUUAAACUGUUUAAAGAUGGCAGAGAGGUUAGUAGUGGCGUGACAAUUUUAACCUGACUAAGCGUGCUCUAGACUGUAGCUUUCUAUCAAAAAUAGCGAGAACGUCCUUUUUUCAACAGAAAUAUCCUUGCUUUGUAUGUCACAUGUUCACACCAAUAGCAUUGCACCACGUUUCGAUGUAAUAAACCACACAUAUUCCACUUUAUUAUAUGGAGGAGAGUGUUUUACUGGGAACUAAACCACUCGUAGAUUUCAUACGCCACUUCAUCCGGGACCCGAGUGACGUAUUUUCCGUAUGUCACCUUUUUGAGUGUCUUAUGCUCAAUGACGUCAAGAUUCCCGCCUUUUGCUUUUGUUGAAUUGGUUUCUCCAUAUAAUAAAAAGAACAUUACACGUUGGCUCGAAGAUAUGAAUUUUAUGUUCUCGUGGCAAGAACAAUAUCUCACGAGUGAGCGAAGCGAACUCGUGAGAUAUUGUUCUUGCCACUCGAACAUAAAAUUCAUAUCUUCUCGCCACCGUGUAAUAUCCUCUAUAUCUUUUGAUUCGCUCUGACGAAGGGCUAGUACUCGAACGUAGGCUUUUGUACAUUAUCCUAUUGAUUUACCUGAAUAGUCCAUUUUUCUAACUAAAAUGCUCGAUCUCCCUUUAAAAAGUUUCUAUAAUGCUUGAAUAAUGCUCGUCAUAAAAACGAUGUAAGGUCUGUAAAGUACAAGCGCGAUAUUUUUGUUUUAGGUGGACAGCUAUGAAGGAUCGCGUUCGCUUGACGACCUUAAGAACUACUUGACUUUGAAGAUCUCUGAACACAGCUUGUUAAGCAGUGCAACGACGGAGAACAGCGAAACAGCUGAGGAGAUACCUUCCGAUGAACUAGACUUGCAGGUAUACAUGCAGACAUGUAUAAGGCUAUGUUCACACUGUAACCGAUACUCUUGCGCCCGCACGAAAACCGUACCGGAUAGUGUUUCUGUUUACACAAAAGAGCGGUGAUUUGGGCCCGAUUUCUCUUACGGAACGAAGCUGCGCCGCACCCCACCGAUCUCAAACGUGGAGCGUCACGUAUUGGAUAAGUUGUGUUCCACACUUUGGUGUCGUGUAAAAAGGUAUUUGGACAUGGCCGAAAUGAUUAAGUAGGAGCGAGGACUGGAAUCCACUGAGACGGUUAGGACACUAGACCCUCACGGCCAACUGGUUCGGCACAAAUGCGAUGUGUGUGAACAACUUGUUCCAGUUCCGGUCUGUUGCUGUGUGUUGCUGCGGUAUGGUGUGGACAUAGCCUAACUUAAAAACUUUUAUAAUUUCAAUCAUUAAUAACCUUACCAUUUAAGAAAGUCUUUGGCUCAUUAUGCUCUGAGUUUAUAGCGGAGAAAAUGAAUAUCUUAGCUGUCGGCGGGAUUCGAAUCUAAGACCUCCCAUACUUCGGUCGGUCCCUCCAACCACUGAGCCCACUAUAGGAUCGCAGACUAUGUACUUUGUUCAUAUAUGACGCACGUCCUGUCUAACUCCGUAUGCUGUUAAGAUCAUCUGUGUCCAAUGCGUCCUUCAUGCUCCGCGAAUAUGCAAGACUUUUCAUUAAGUUCUUCAUGUUUCAUUUCAGAUCAAACCAUUUCAGCUCACCGACAGUAAUUUUGAUUCUAUGAUCAGUUUUGGCACAAUAUUUGUCAAGUUUUACGCACCUUGGUAAGUCUGCUUUACCAGUGUUAACCCUGUUUUGCUUGCUAUUUCCUUUAAAGAACAUGUCCCCCAUCUUUCAAUCGAAUUAAAAAAAAAGUUCACAGAGUUUAGACCUUUUAGCGUAUAUUAGUGCCACGUUAAUUGUAAAGUGAAAUGCUUACCAGAUGGUCACACAUUUUUUUCUUGUUGUCAUGGUUACAGGUGCCGUCACUGCCGAGAACUUGAACCUGUUUGGGACCAGCUUGCUAACAAAUGCGCAGAUAGUUCAUCUGGACCAAGAAUUGCAAAGGUUUGUAAUUAAUUGUUAGAACGGAACUUUGAGAAGAGUAUAAAGGCUGCUAGCUACAUGAAUACAAAAGGAAUCUAAACUCGCGCUGAGGGCACAUGAAAACGGAGAUUUUUUUUCUCCGGUUAAGUAUCCGGUGAAAAUUGUCAGCGAAAGCGCAUCUUUUUACAAAUGCUAUCUCCAGAGUGGAGAUUUUUGAAAACGCCGUUUUCCUGUAGACUUAAUGGGGAGCUUUGUCAACGACGACGGCGACGGCAGCGAAAACGUCACUGUUUAAAAGACUUCGCUGUUGGUCGCGAUUUUUUCGACUGGCGUAAGACAAGGCUCAGUCGAAUGUAGGUGAAUUUCCCUGGAAUUUAAUUGUUGGGGACCGCCACCAAGUUUAGCGGGAGAAAGGGAAAUUAAUUUGCAGUCUUGUGUUUACGUCCACCAUAAAACGUCACUUGAGGGAAUUUCACGUCGCAGUCGUACAGUGACGGCAAAGAAAUGUGCAAAAAAGUGUGCUGCACGUGCAAAGUUGUUGUUUUGCUAAUAUAAACUUAUUUUUUUGCCGUUCUUGUUGCCAUCGCCAUCGUCGUGCUAAAGCUCCCUCGUGGAUGGAUGAAAACGGAAGCUUUUGAGAAAAAUAACGUCACGGACAGAGAGACUAUUAUAUGGGCAUGUACCCAUAAGGUUGUUGCUGUCAGUCGCUAUGGCGUUUUCGUGUGGUCGGGCAAAAGCAGAUCAAAAACGCCACGUGUAGACGCGGAUUUAUUUUUUUGAAAACUGAGAAAAAAUCUCUGUUUUCAAGCAAAAACGGACAUGUCUGAGCAGGGCCUCAAAUUCAUUUUGAAUCAUAAAUCAUAUGCUCACAUUAGAAACGUCAAAAAGCCAAGAAAGUACCCCGUACAUAACGAUCCGGUCAGUUACGCAGGCUAAAGCCAAGCGAAAAAAGGACGCGCGUGAUCUAGGGAAGGAGAGCGGUGUUGUGUCUUCCCCGUGCGUUUUGCGCUUUAGUUUUCACCAUCUCUGCACAUUACUGUCUUGGAGCCUGGAACAGGCAAGAUUCUCUCAUGGUAGAAAAUUUACUCUAUCAGUUUAGUUGAUAAAACCGUGUUUAGUAAUUGUUCCUCAAUCCCGAUGUUCAUGUGAAAAGGAGCGUAAAAACACUUAUCUUCUUUACAUUGAAAACGGCAAGCGACAGAUGGGAUGCUUAAUUAACAGCGGGUUCUCAAACAACGAUCGCAUAGUCUGAAAUGUUAUCCUGGUCUUCGCUGCACUCAGCCGUCGGCAAGAGAGUCUCUCUCGCCUUGCCACCCGUUAGGGGUGGGGCGAAGUGACGGAUGACAUUUCAAACUAACGAUCAUACAACGCGGGAAGUAAUAGAGCGUUUUCACAUGACGUCACGGCAGCCAUAUUGGUGUUCCAAAACAAUGAAACGGCGGCCAUGUUGGUGUUCCAAACAAAUCCUGUGGGAGUUGAACUCUUUUCUUUUCUUUCAUAGAUGCUGGUCACGUGAGUGAAAACGCUCUAUAAAUGCCGUGGUCACACCAUCAUCUCUUCUGCUUGCCAUAAACGUGAUGCUUAAAACGUUAAAAACUUAAAAUUUCACAGAAAUUAAUACCCCCCUUUUUCCAGGUUGAUUGCACGACAGAGGAGGAGCUUUGUAGCAGUAUGGGAGUAAGUUACUUUCUUGUUUUUUAGUCGGCUAGGAAUAUACAGUAUUUAGCGUAAUACUUCGGCGCAAAUCGGCUGAUUUUUUGAAUAUGACGUCUCGUCUGUACCUUUUUUAAAAUCGGGAAAAACGUUCACAAUCAGCCAUUUUUGCAGACUCAAAAGAUGCGUUGCUCAUCAAUUUCCAUUGUCGAGUAAGACGUAUUAAGUAAAUUUUUGAGGAGACUUCAAGUGUUGUUAGCACACAUAAGCUAAUAUUACUGCGCGCGCGCGUGCGAAACCCUGCGCGGGUUUUGCGUAACGUAAUAAUAUGAUGGGCUUCUCAACUAACUUUUAUUCUACAUUUUUCUCUUUCAGAUAAAAGGUUAUCCUACACUGAUUCUGUUUAGCAAAGGAGUUCAGAAGCAAGAAUACAAGGGGCCCAGAGAUUUAGACAGUUUGUAUAACUUUGCUAUGCAGCAUCACGAUGAAUUGUAAUUUUUAUGCUUUAUAACCAAUAAGCCUGCGGUUCCUUGGUAAUAAUAAUUUAUAACGAGAAAGUUUCUAUGUAGAUAUAAUCAAAUGCGCGAUUAACCUUUCAUAAAACAGAUCAAGCAUUCAUAUAAAUAGUUAAAUCUCAGCAACCAAUCAUAUUCGAGACCCAUUGUAAGGACGUUUCGUUUGCGCGGAUUUUCUUGCCUUUCUGUUCUGAUAAGUUUUUGAUGGGAAAUGAUCUUUAGCCAAUAGGAGUUAUCGUAAACGUGUGUCACAUGUGUUGCGUCGGGUCCUGCCGUAUUUUCGCGUUAUUUUACUUUGAUGAAGGCCCGAGUUCCAGCCCCUUACCAUUUUAAGUACCAUUGUAAACUCCUCCAUACAUCUUUUUUUGUGUGUGUUAUACAAGCAGUCAGAAUACGCUGGGUACAGAUCUGAAUUGCCGUGCAAGAAAGCGCUGCGAGGCGCCGCGCAAAUGAACGAACACAUUGUCCAAAAUUUUCCAUAAUCGUAUUUAUUGUUCUUAUAGUGAAGUUCUCUGAUUAUCCUAAUCAGGUUUUGUCUAUGAAGUUUAAAACGUAUAAGAAAAUGGUAAAAUACAAAGAAAGAUAAGUUAUUUCAAAUAACAUGACCUAUAGUUAUCGUGGUCGUCGUUACCCAAAGAAAGUUACAGCCUCAGUGGUUAAGAAACGUGAUGUUAAACAAAACUGCAGCAUUUCUUUAUGGUUUCAACUAAACUUUUGUUUUACGAAGAGUAGAUUGAGCGAUUUCUUUGUUAAUUAGUUCUUAGGUGGAAUUUGGUCCUCCUUUCUAUAGAUCGUUUUCAUAUGACGUCAUGGCGGCCAUUUUGGAAACGAGAAGGAAGCUGGGUCGAGUUAACUUUGGCAAAGACUUCUGGGACUGUUAAUACUAACAGGGAUAAAAUUGGCCAAUAGCUGACCGGC